Trichoderma virens Gv29-8 is the source of this 513-nucleotide messenger RNA. RefSeq lists its product as uncharacterized. NCBI's taxonomy places the organism in Eukaryota, Fungi, Ascomycota, Sordariomycetes, Hypocreales, Hypocreaceae. The annotation marks the transcript as partial. The transcript has a single exon. The record is from RefSeq and is a predicted model, not a curated record.
CUUUCCCGAUUUAAUUCGAAGAAGUAUCCAGUAUCUGAUUUCGUGCGAUCACUCAUCAAUCAUCAGGACAACUCGAAUCUGUUGUCAUACGAGAGUACUAUAAAAUAUGCCGAGUUCCCAAACUUGGAUCUGAAGGUUGACGAGAAACAGACGUUUGGUGAGAGAGUUACUUCUGAGCAUAUAGAGGUCUUCCGCAUCCUCAAUUGGCUCAGAGACUUCAAAGAGGUUCGUGAGAUAAUAGAGCUCACGGUCCCUGACAGACUCGUGAAUCCACACGAUGAAGUUGAUAUAGGAAACUACGUUAAGCAGUUUAAAGUCCAAGUUCUCAACUGGCGGUUUCUUGAUCUUUCUAUUACUAUCUUCUCUGACGAUGAGACCAAGAAGAGGAUCAGAGAACUUCAUUUAUAUGCAAGUGGCAAGCGAGCAGUCAUCAGCCACUGGUUUAGCGAAAUGGGGAUCUCAGUGCUUCCAAACGUGGGUACAAAGCAUCAAAUAUAUUCUAUCCUUGAAUAG